Messenger RNA from Girardinichthys multiradiatus, 2330 nucleotides. RefSeq lists its product as uncharacterized. The record is from RefSeq and is a predicted model, not a curated record. The transcript has 3 exons. The coding region runs from base 1185 to 2330 and encodes 381 amino acids. NCBI's taxonomy places the organism in Eukaryota, Metazoa, Chordata, Actinopteri, Cyprinodontiformes, Goodeidae.
CAACAGAGUUAGUUUAGUGUCCAAAACGGAACGAGCUGUUAGCAUGUUUGUUAGCUUACAUCGUUAGGAGGAAUAAACGUGUUCCACAAUGUUACAUCACACGCAUUGAAUAUAGGGUUAUUAGCUGCUGAUUGCUGGAAUUAUCCCAAAAGUGUUGGUUGUGUUUUAUUUUAUUGUUCUUUGUGUUGAAUGUUUUCCAAGGAAAUUAACCAGUAGUUGAAUUAUAGACGCUAACCACCUGCCAACAUGAAAAAUGUAUUUGAUGCGUUCAAUUGAGUAACGUUUCGUACAGCAGAGGAGAGAAACUUGAAUGAAAUUGAAGGUGAAAUACAUGUUUAUAUAUAUUAAUCAGGAAAAUGGAUGGCUUGCAUAAACAGCUGCCGAUCCCCGAUUGUUGUUCUGAUUGUGGUUGACUAAAGAUCCUCUCAAACCAUUCGCUAGCACCAACUAAUGUUGUGCAAAUAACUAUAUAUAGGCUAUGUUAGUGGUACAAUGUCGGAAAAAUAUACAAACUUGUUAAAAUGUCAGAAUCACAAAAUAAUUUUCCUGCUCUGUGUUUUAUGUGCCAGCUCAAGACUUAAAUUACAUUUUAUACUCUGAGCUACCCUCAUUGUUGUCAGUGCAGUUAUCGCCAAGGUACGGAAAUGGUGGGCUACAGUUCACUAAAUCAAACUUAAUACACUCAUUAAUGUUUCUUAUAAAACAGUAAAACUAAAAUUGCUGGUUGGGGAGCACAGCCGCCUUGAACUUUGACCACAGGGUGAUGUGAUGUUGUUCGCACAACCAAUGGAAACGUAAAAUGAUGUGAUGGAUGGAUGGAUGAUCCAAUUGCUGUUCCAAAUAAUGAUAUACAAUGUUUCAUUGUGUGUUCUCUGUGUAAUACCCUUUAUUAGACUGUAUAUUAAUGAAUCGGUGUUAUUGUACCGACAUGAUAAUCAAUCCAAUCCUUUCAUUUUAAAAUAAAGUAGAGGAUGGUCCAUUUACUGAAAGGCUAUGCUUUAGCUCCUUCUUUCACCAUUGUAUGUCUCCCUAAAACAGUAUAUAGCUUUUAUGCUAUUUAAAGUCAGUAUUUUCCUAUUGGCAUAAGGGUGAUCUUAACACUGAUUUGCAGGGAAGACUUUGAAAAAAAGUAAUUGUGUUUUCUGUCUGUUUUUGUGCAGAUUGAUUGGGAUGUCAUAGCGCUGAUGGAUGACGCAACUCUGGCAAAUUACAUCCCUUCCUAUGGAGACCGAAUUGCCCUCUUCAAUUUCUGCAAAAGCAAACAACCACUCUCAAAAAGAAAACAGGGUCUUCUGCAGAAGCUUUGUGAGAAAAUGAAAACCAAAAAGGAAAGUCCAAAGGAAAACACCUCUCAAGAAAGAACAAGACAGACAAAGAAGCAAAAAGCAACACGAAAUAUUGAGAUAGGAUGGAUACAUACUGAUGGAAAAAUAACCAAACAGGGUCCUGAGACAGAUUUUGAGUUUGAGGUUUGGGACUUUAAACAGAACCACCUUACUGAUGACACCUGCCUGACGAUUGGCAAUAUGUAUGAAGCAGCGAGGCUGACAAUGUUACGCUUCUACAUUGCAACAAAGCCAAAAGUUACUGAAGAAGAUGACAGCGAGACAUCCGAAGUCAUAUUUGUCUUGGAAAGCAGUAGCAGUGAAAUUAAUCCAUUGCAAACGUGGGAAGUCAGGAGUUCUUCUGUUGAUGCCCACCCUGGUUUAGAACCUUCAGAUGAUUCAGAAAUUACUUUUGGUCCCAUUCUUAAUGCUGAGGAAGAUACAGAAGACACAUUAAUCUAUGAGGGUUUUCUUGUACCCCUCAGUCCAGCUAAUCCAGAUGAUGCAAUAACAAUCACUGUACAUCAUACUAACACUUUACAUGACAUUAUUACUGCUUUCUCUGAUUCAGAUAUUAUGAGAAAAACACUGAAUGUGAAGCGCAUACUUCCAGACAACACAGAAGAAGCAGGCAGUGGCUCAGGGAUACUAAGAGAUGUUCUCACCUGCUUCUGGAAUGAAUUCUAUGAGCGAUGCACCCUCGGUACAACAGUUAAAGUGCCCUUCAUUCGCCAUGAUUUUCCUGCUGCAAAAUGGAAGGCAGUUGGACGAAUACUUUUGAAAGGUUACCAAGACUGUCAGUAUUUUCCAAAUAAACUUGCAAUCCCUUUUCUUGAACAAGUGCUUUUCAGUAGCGUUUACAGCGAUCUUAAAGCACAUUUUCUACAGUUUGUCAGCAGCCAAGAAUGUGAGGUUUUGAGGGAAGCAGUCAAGAAUUUUUCUGCUGUUGAUCAAGAUGAUCUUGUGGAGGUUCUUGACAGUUAUGGCUGUGCAGGGAAGCCCUGA